UCUGAUGAUGGCAGCGACUUCCGGGAGUAGGACUCCAGAUCUUCUACGUCCAACCGAUUGCAGAUGUUCUCGAUCAAUCGCCCACGCAAUUCUCGCUUCUCAUUCUCUGUCUGUCGGUGCAAUUUGGAGGUAGUUGAGUCCAGACGUUUAUGGAGGGACUGCCGACGGAUCUAUGCCUGAAGAUAUUCCAAUGGUUGGAUCAUCAAAAUCUCGCAGCUGCUCAACUAGUGUGCAGGAAAUGGCGAGCCUUAGCGUCGGAUGACGCCUUAUGGUCGGAUCUAUUCAAAGAAAGAUGGGGAAUCGAUCGGGCCACAUUUUAUGCGCCCUUAGAUUCAAAGUCUUGGAAGGAUGUCUACAUUGUUCAAGAUCGCUGUGAUCGUGUUGGGCUGGGCUUGAAGAUAAUCAGAGAAGGAGAUGAGUAUUUCCUAGUUCAUCAGGGUGAAAUUCAACGGCAUUUGGGCUCAAGACGAGCAGAAUCGCAACCAUUCGACUCGGUUGACUGUCCAAGCCUGUUGGACAAGAUCUUGUUCUUCGUCGGGGACAUGGAAUCCGCUUCUAUACAAGCGAAACGAAGCGGAUUUCUGUAAAUAUGCAUAUAUCUAUGUUAAUCUACACUUAGCCAAUCUGUUGUUUGUGUAUUGUGAGUGUGUAAUUCUAGAAAUAUUGCAGAGAACCUAUGUGACCUCUCUAGCUACAAUCAGAUAAAGAUUAUUUUGUUCAUAGUGAAAUAAUACUACCAUUCAUUUAAUUUCA
This is a messenger RNA of Andrographis paniculata, 753 nucleotides long. RefSeq names its product F-box/WD repeat-containing protein pof10-like. The coding region runs from base 150 to 587 and encodes 145 amino acids. The transcript has 3 exons. The record is from RefSeq and is a predicted model, not a curated record. Gene Ontology annotation, cellular component: SCF ubiquitin ligase complex. Gene Ontology annotation, biological process: SCF-dependent proteasomal ubiquitin-dependent protein catabolic process. Gene Ontology annotation, molecular function: protein binding. NCBI's taxonomy places the organism in Eukaryota, Viridiplantae, Streptophyta, Magnoliopsida, Lamiales, Acanthaceae.